UGUCAGAAUGUUACCGAGUAAAGAUCUCGCCGUACGCUUCCUUACUUUAUGGAUUUUCAUAAAUAACGCAAAAUGCCAGGAUCUAAACGAAAUGUCGAAGACAUUGGACGAAAUGCUUGGCAAUAGUAGAUCAUUUCGAAGACCCCGAGAUCACGAAGAGACAUCGAUAAUUUGGCAAGAGUAUGAAUUCGGUACUGGUGCUGGAAAUCGAGAAGAGGUUGUUGUUACAAAUAUUUCAUUGCAUUCGCUGGAUAAUAUAACUCAAAAGAUUAAUAUAUCAGAAAACAGUUGGCAAUGUCUGCAAAUGGAAGCGAGUUAUUUUAUUUGUGCUGAAAAUGCAACAUUGUUUUUCUACAAGAUUAACUGGGACGAUUUGUCAGUCGAACAUGUUAUAAGUAUACCGACUGAGGGAGACAUAUUACAGUUUAAAGUUCUCAACUUGAAUGUCGAGGCAACGUUUAAUGAAAAUCGUACGAACAAUCUAAUGGCACUUCUGCUGGUUAAAUCCCAACGCGAUUGUUUUCUGUAUUGGUAUGCAAUUUCGGGAAAUGCACAUAUGCUGUAUUUUAAAUGGCAAAUGCAGAAGCAAAUUCAAGAUAUGGAAUUUGUGCGAGGGAAAAUUCAACAUGAAUUAUUGUUACUUCACAAUGCGUAUCUCGAACAAUCACUGAUUGAAAUUUACGGUUUCGAUGUUGACCAUAGCAAUCAUCGUAUCCAUAUAUGGCUGUGUUGGCGAUCAUUUGUUCCGAAAGUGUUCAACACUCAAGUUUGUCCAAUUUAUGGACGUCCCGUGCUAGCUUUUCAAGGAGUCGACAGCGUAGUUCUGUAUGAAUCGAAAAGUCAAGAUAAAUCAUGCCAGUUUGAGAAAUUAAAAGAUAUCAAGUCCAACAAACUUACACAUUUUGCCUGCUUCGAAAGCGGUUACAUCAAAUAUUUGGCAAUUGGCGGAGAAGAACUGCAUUUAUUUCACAUUUUUGAAGACGACUUUCAAAAUAACGCUGAGACGAGUCUGCAUUUCGACGAAACAACCACAAUCGUACGGAUAGUCGCAAUACCACUGGAUACAUAUCGGGAUGAGUCCUUGCUGCUAGUUGAGUUAAAAAAUUUAACCGUACUCGCGUUGGCUUGGCACGGAUCGAGGUUUAAGGUUGUGCCUUUGUCCAGUCAGGUCUUAAAUAACUUUAAUCUGUCAAAAAUUGUCGUCAUUCCUAAAAUCGGAUUCGUGCAUGUGAACACGCUUGUACGUAUACAAGUGUCCUUGAGCGAAUCGGCGCAUCCUAUUCACCACGAAACGGAAAGUGUACUAAAGACACGAGCUUUAUUGGAAGAGGUGUUUCGAAAACAAGAAGCCAUCUUUGAUAAGACUGAAGUGCAGUUUAAUCAAAGUUACCUUGCGAGUCCUGUGACAGCAGCAUAUUGGAAUCUUGCGAAAGUAAACGUAUCAAACGCCACAAUCGAAAGACAUGUAAAUUAUGACGCCAUCAAAGUCGGUUCGGUCAAUUUGGAGAUGAAAGACGUAUCGAUAAACGUGACGUCAAAUUUAAAGAAAUUAGAGGAACUAGAGACGCGGCUCGAUCGAAUCUUACCGGAAUUGAAAAACGUGACUAACUCGGCGAAAAUCUUCUUACCAGACAUUGUUGAAUUAACUGGAGAUUUUCUAGUGAAUGGUACUCUACGUGUGAAAAAUCUAACCGCCGCCUUUAUUAACAACGCGUCAGCUUCCACCGUAGCGAGCGAUCUUCAAAUCGCCAAUCGCGACAUUAUUAACGGCCAGAAAUCUUUUCCCUCAAUCGACGCCGAUAACUUAACAGUUUUCUCUUUAAAUGGCAUACCACUGGGAGAAAUAGUGUUUGAUUUUACAAUGAGAAAUUACAGCGACGUAAACUUGUCGAAAUUAAAGCGAUUAAAGGUUGACGGACACCUGAGCUUUUCCAAAGUAAAUAACAUUACUUGGGAAGAGCUGAUGCAAGGUAUAGUUUGGAAAGAUGAAUCAACAAUUAUUUCUGGAGAGACAAUUGUGGAAGGGCUUGUCGCUGAAGAACCUUACGUGUCAUUUCUGAAUGGUUUGUCAUAUCCAGAAAAUUAUGUUUCAACGGGUGGGAUAUUUUCUACCAACAUUACUGGCGAAAAGCACUUCACCAACCUGUCUGUAGAACAUUUGCUAGGUAUCGCGGCGAUAAACAAGAUAAAUAUCGACGAUUUCAUUAUUCCCAGCAGACAUAAAGUUAUUGACGCAGAAAUUACAUUUGAAAAUCUGGAAAUUGAAGGAGCCUUUCAGAUCGAUGGAAAUGUAACGGGUACUAACGUAAGCAGCGCAGAAGGUCUGCUUAACGAAACCGACAGUCUUUUGUCAGCUAUUAUUUUUGAAAGUCUGACCGUUGUGGGAGACAUUGUACUCAAAAAUUCAAUCAACGCCAAAACGUGGUUGGAUCUCGACGAUUUUUUAUUAAAAACCGAAAACGAUGCAUUAAUUAUUGGAAAUAAAACAUUCUGGAGCGCUGUCAACAUAAACGCUCGCGCAAAAAUUCAAUCUAGACGAAUUAAUCAUCACCUUUUCUCAGAAUUCGUAACAUUAAACAGUAAUCAACAGUUUCCUCAUUUGACGAGGAUGUCGGCAAAUGUCUUAUUCGAAAAUGUAACUCUUGGCACUAUGAACAAGUUGGAGCAUUACAUAACCCACGAGCAAGAUACCGCUUCUGGUUGCCUAAAUAAAAUAUUAUUAUUUAUCAAAUCGUCCAUUGUUGAUGAUUUGUCGUUUGAUACCAUUAGGCAAACUAUUUCGCAGGCCACGUUCCUUGAUAAAAUUAAUAAAACUUUGCGACAAGUGCAUUUCGAGAAUUUGACAGUCUCGACGUUACUGACCGAUGAGGUCUUGCCAAACACAAUCAACGGACUCAACUACAGUGACUUGGCCACACGCGCGUUAACACUCUAUGCGCGGCAGAAUCUGACAGGCGCUUUAAUAGUUGACAAUUUGGAAACUGAUACUUUGGACGUAGAAAUGAUCAAUGGAGUGCCUCUCAAUACGUGGAAUCUGUCAUUAACAAACGCAAAAUCACUUUACGAUGACGUUUUUCACGGAAGUGCAGCGAUAAGAUCUCUACGAGUGACAGGGAUGAUAACGGCGUCUUCGAUUAAUGACAAUGACAUUAUUGACAUUUACAAAGAAGAUGAUAUGGCGACGGUUACUUUCAAUAAAAACGUAUCGAUCGAAAAUUUACGAGUAAUUGGCUUCGUAAACAAUUUGAACUUGACCGAAUUUAUUGCCGAUACUGUUCAGAAAGACGAGAGAAAUAUUACGUUCACAGGUCACAAGACAUUUAGAAAUGUCACAUGCGACUCUUUAGGGGCGCAAUUUGUAAAUGGACAUUUUAUAAACGACAUCCUGAAUCCAAAUGAAACGCAAACGCUGAAAGGUCCAGUUAUUAUAAAUGGCUCGGUCGUGGUUUUCAAAAAUUUCAAUACAACUGGCAAGAUUGGAAAUUCCGUAUACUUGAGCGAUUUCACAGAUAGUUUUGAGUUAUCUGAAAAUAACUCUUACGUGCUUCGCGGCAAUUUUUGCUUCACUGAAGCUGCAUCCAUAACAAAACUGAAUGUAAAUGGAUCAAUUGAAGGAUCAACGUUGGACAGUUUCCUCGACACAGUAAUCUUUAGGAAUGACACCGAUAUCACAAUAUUUGGAUUGAAAUUAUUUAAACAUUCAGUUACGUUUAAUGACGCAUUUAACAUCGACGGGAGCCUGAACGAUUUAGAUUUACAUGGAUUUCACAAAAAUGUCGUUUACAUUGAUAAACCUUUCGCGAUCGAUAGCAAAGUCACGUUCCGAAAAGACGUCCGUCUACAAAAAGAUCUUGUAGUAAAGACAAGAUUGCAAUCAAACACUAUUAUGGGAGUUGAUAUAAAAGACUUGCAGGAGAAUGUUGUCGGUCUUAACAUGCCAAAAUAUUUCUCAGGACGGAUGACACUCGACAAUGUGACUUUUCAGACGAGUAUAAAAACCAUGCAGGUCAAUGACUUACAACUGGAUCAAUUGAUUUUGUUAAAUACGCGACAGUUUAUCACGAUCGAUAAACUUAAUUGCACUAAUGUUACUGUCAGAAACAUUCAAACGCCAGGACGUAUUAACACCUACGAUCUAGAAGACAUCUAUUCCGACACUUUUAUGAUAUAUGGUAAUCAGAAUAUUACAGGACACAUAAAGAUAGGAGGAAACAUUUAUGCACACCAUGACUUUAACGCUCAUCUUAUCAAUAAUUUUAACCCUACAAAAAUUAUUUCUUUAACUACAAACGAUACUGUAACUGGAAACUUUAUGUCCAAAACUCCAAUUGUUCUCGAUAAAAGUCUUAGAACUUCGGGUCUUUUGAACGGUGUAAUAGACUCAAUUAAUUGGCAAGAAAAAGCAAUAAGAACAACAGGUGAAGCAAAACAGAUUGUAUCCGGGAAGUGGAGGGUACAUGGGAAUGUCCAUUUUAAAGAGAACGUUGAUGGAAGUGAGUUUUUGAAUCAAGUUAAUGUCACCGACAUAUCAUUGGCUCUAACAAAGGAAUAUCCUGAAAUCGAUCAGGUUAUUGAGGACACAUACGAGGAUUUGAAUAACAUAUGCGCAGCUCACUUAGAUAUACUCAAAUGCAAUACAAUGAAUCAGAUAUAUAAAUUCAAUGCAUUUGAUUAUUUAAAAAUUCAGGAAUUCGAAGGCGAUAUUCACGAUAUCCGUAAUGUGGAAGUAAACGAUGUGGAUUAUAUGCUAGUGAAUUAUAAUAUUUGCCAUAUAAAACUUCUGUCGUAUACUCAAACUGAUUUUCAAGUGAUCGAUGAAGUAUUUGAUUUUGGAUUAAUUGACCAAUGGAUGUUUUUCAAAUCGAAUCGAGUUUUAUAUCUGCUUACCAUCGCAAAACACGCCUGCGGUAGAAGCCUUAACAAUAUAUGGAAGCUGGAAGAUAAUAGAUUGAUGCAUGUGCUAGAACUUGGUAAUGUCACAGACAUGAAUUUGCAUCGAGAUGAAUUUGAAACAAUAAUACGAGAGAAGUUCGAAUCUGCGUCUGACAAUGUAAAUCCGGAUAUAUUAAAAGAUAUCGUCUCGUACAGGAAUGAAAAAUUAAAUUCUGUUUCAAGCAGCGAUCUCAUUGUCCUAGCCAACCAAUCGUUAACUUAUAAAUUGGAAGAAAGGUCUUUAAAUAGCACUUAUGUAAACAAUUGUCUCGAUUGUGGUAUCCUAUUUACUGUCAAAGUAGGUAUUUAUGGAAGAGAAGAGUACAUCCACUACGACGAAAGAGUCAGCCAAGAUUAUAUAUAUCUGUACAAAAGUGACAUUUCACAAACCAGGAUCUUGCAGACUAUAAAAGCACGUCGGCCCAAAUCAUUCUUGAUUCUAGAUCUUGGUGGAUCUGUCGAAACGCUGCUUGUUUUCGUAGAAAACGAUGAUAUUAUUCAAGUUUAUGAGUAUACAGGUAUCGAGGGUUUCGUGCAUCGAAAUAUGAUACAAAUGAAAGUCGAUAAGUUAUACAACUUUAAAGUAAGAAAAUACACAAAUUUAGAAAAGAGACGCUGUUUGGCUGUCGUUCACAAAAAUCGACUAACAAUUUUAGAGGCAAAAAUGUAUGGCGAAAAAUUAGACUCAAAAACGUUAGAUACGGAUUUUUGUUAUAUUAACAAAUGCUAAAUGUAUUAGAAAAAUAAGUAUAUGAUACAUAUAUACUAUAUA
Vollenhovia emeryi is the source of this 5704-nucleotide messenger RNA. RefSeq lists its product as uncharacterized. Gene Ontology annotation, cellular component: cell surface. The coding region runs from base 8 to 5662 and encodes 1884 amino acids. Gene Ontology annotation, molecular function: heparin binding. Lineage: Eukaryota; Metazoa; Arthropoda; Insecta; Hymenoptera; Formicidae. The transcript is spliced from 16 exons. The record is from RefSeq and is a predicted model, not a curated record.